Messenger RNA from Solenopsis invicta (red fire ant), 2078 nucleotides. RefSeq names its product dynein regulatory complex subunit 7-like. Gene Ontology annotation, biological process: flagellated sperm motility. Gene Ontology annotation, cellular component: motile cilium. The record is from RefSeq and is a predicted model, not a curated record. Lineage: Eukaryota; Metazoa; Arthropoda; Insecta; Hymenoptera; Formicidae. The transcript has 2 exons. Bases 1416 to 2039 code for a protein of 207 amino acids.
AUGUAUUUUUAUUUUAUUAAUAUUAAAAUUUAAUUAUAAUAUUAACAAUUCAGAUAUAUUAACAAUUUUAUAACUUGUUUUUUUUUAUAUUUAAUUAUUCAAUUUAUAAUAAUUGGAUCGUAUUGUCUCAUAAAAAAAGAUUCGUGUGAGUACAUAACGUAAACAAUAUCUGACAAAAGUCUCUGUAGAAAUGAUCUUGAAAUUCAUCGCUGACAUUUUCACAUUACAUAUAAUUAUUAAAAUAAAAAUCUUUCUUCUGUUCCGUUGGGUCUUUACACGAUACGUCUUUGUCAAAUAUAAAUUCUAAAACUUUUUUGUCUGUCUCUUUACUAUGAUUAACUGACAUUAAAUUUAACACAUUAAAUUUAAACGGAUAUUGUAUGUUUCCAAUCUGUGAAAAUAACUACCAAAAUAAGAUCCUUUUCUCCGUUUACUCGAGUUUUUACACACAAUACAUUUAUCUCUUAAUAAAAACCUCCUAAUAAAAACCCGUAACUGUGCCUUUACAUAAUGAUAUUUCUGAUUCUACAUCUUUAUGCUUAAUCUACAGCCUUUUUAUCGAACACAACGAGGUGUUAUUUAUUUCUUUAUUCUCUGUCGAAGUAACAAUUCUAGGUCCUUCGUUUGUAUUGUAAACCCUAUUUUAUUUUUACCUAUAUAAUAUUCCUUAGUAUUCCCAUAACUUCCCAUAAAAGAAAUUUUAAAUCAUCCAGAAAAGAGCUCGGCACGCGUUGCAAAGCCGGGCGAUUGUCAGCUUGUCUGCCAGCUUGUGCCAAUUGACACAUGGACUGCACGCAGAGUGCAUAACAAGGUGGAGACAAGUUGAAUAUCGGUCAAAACAUACAACUCGUUCCAAUUUUCACCCUCAAACCUCAUCCCAAAAACCUCAGAUAGUUUUCCUUUCACUGAGGUCUUUAAACCAUGAGCCAUAAAGUUUAAGAUUACGUUUAUAUGAAUUAUUUACGUAUCGUUUCCGUUAUGUUUACACGAACCUUUUUCACGUGGCCAAUACAAGCGAUGUAAAUUGUUAUAAAUUGUAUAACACAAUACAGAAAAAAAAUUAAUUAAAUUGCAAGAUUGUUAAUAUUAGAUAAGUUAAAGGAAGAUGUCACACUUGAAUUUUUCUUGUCGAAUAAUUUUGUAAGCAAUACACAUGAUUACUCUCGUAAACAAAUAUCAAAUUUUAUAAAAGCUUAUAUAUAAAAAAUAUUUAUAUAUAAUGCGUAUUCAAUAUUUUUAUUAUUCCACUUGAUGCUGCCACCUACUUACCUGAGGCGUGAUACACUUGCCACAUCGCGUUGCCGUAGCGACCAAGGCUUGUUUGCAUGUCGACGCGAAUUCGAAUCGUGGUCUCGUAAUCGCGCUAAUAAACAUUCGCGGUCGACCAUUUAAUCAAACGCACGUUUUUACACUCCAUGUCGAACAGUCCGAUUGCCGUCGCAAUGAACGACCUUGUGACGAAUCGUGCGGUCGAAGAGGAAGAGGAACUCGAAUUUGACGACCUACGCAAGGCAUUACUGGAUAGACGUCCGAAGGACGAGCACGAAAUAGAGAAACCUGCUAGUACUGUUAAGGAAAUGCUGCGGCAAGUGCAACGCGAAUUGUGUUUGAUCAAGUUAUGUUGGCCGGAUGUCUCGAUGAUCACGGAAGACCUCUAUACGCAAGCACUUCCGGAUACUUACCGUUGCGUUAGUGACAAAGAGCGACUGCUGCUGUGGUACGCGGAAAACUUUCGUCGGCAGUUCCACGCGAAGCACGCGAAUCGCCGACCACUGUUGUUGGCCUGCGAGAACGAAUGUCGGGUGCAAAAAUUUGUAUCUACCAAUAUCAAAAGAAGUAUAUUAAAAUAUCCAGAACUAUAUACGUGGCAAGGAUGUGUAAAAUUCAUCAGUCAUUACAUCGAGUACCAGCCACUGGAUAACGUUUUUAUUAUGGUAAGCAAACAAAUCUUCUUGCCGGUAAAAAAAGAGCGAUUUAAACGUUUUCUUUUACAAUUAUAUUGUCGAGGUGCACAGUUUGAAUUUUUCAUACUUUUUUAGAAAAAUUAUAACAAACUCCUAGACAUAAAAGUAUUAAAU